Messenger RNA from Durio zibethinus, 2284 nucleotides. Lineage: Eukaryota; Viridiplantae; Streptophyta; Magnoliopsida; Malvales; Malvaceae. The record is from RefSeq and is a predicted model, not a curated record.
AUGCAGCUUGAUAGCUACUUGAGGUCGUUUUUUCUCAUUUUCUGCUUUGCUUGGUUUCUGACUUUUCCAGCUGAAGCCGCUGUUAAGAAAUAUCAGUUUGAUGUGGACCUUCAUAUAACUCUUCUAGCGCAUCUUUUCUUUUUCUGGGUUCAGAUAAAAGUCAAGAAUGUGAGCAGGCUGUGUCAUGCAAAACCAAUUGUCACAGUGAAUGGAAGGUUUCCAGGACCAACCAUUUAUGUAAGAGAAGGAGAUCGAGUUCUUGUCAAUGUUACCAACUAUGCACAAUCUAACAUGUCCAUUCAUUGGCACGGCUUGAAGCAAUUUCGAAAUGGUUGGGCUGAUGGACCAGCAUACAUAACACAAUGCCCUAUCAAGACCGGACAUACCUAUGUUUUUAAUGUCUCAGGACAACGAGGAACACUAUGGUGGCAUGCACAUAUUUUGUGGCUAAGAGCUACAGUCCAUGGUGCCAUUGUCAUUACGCCGAAAGAAGGAACCCCAUUUCCAUUCCCUCAACCUCAUAGAGAAACUAAAAUAAUCCUAGGAGAAUGGUGGAACUCAGAUGUUGAAACACUUGUAAGCCAAGCCAAUAAGUUGGGGUUGCCACCAUCAACCUCUGAUGCUCAUACCAUUAACGGGAAACCAGGGCCACUCUUCCCUUGUUCUCAUAAACAUACCUUUGCCAUGGAGGUAGAGGCAGGCAAAACUUACCUUUUGAGGAUUAUCAAUGCUGCACUUAAUGAUGAACUGUUUUUUUCAAUUGCUGGUCAUAACAUGACCGUGGUAGAGAUUGAUGCAGUCUACACCAAGCCCUUCACAACGAGGGUUAUUCUAAUUGCUCCAGGUCAAACAACCAAUGUUCUAGUUAAAGCUGACCAACCCCCAAGCCGAUACUUCAUGGCAGCCAGGCCAAUCAUGGAUGCACCAGUUCCUGUGGACAACAAAACUGUUACAGCUAUUCUACAAUACAAAGGCAUCCCAAACACAGUUCUUCCGUCUAUGCCCAAAUUGCCUGCACCAAACAACACCAAUGUCGCCUUGAGCUAUAGCAAUAGACUAAAAAGCCUAAAUACCCCACAAUUUCCAGCAAAAGUACCACUUAAAGUGGACCGCCACCUCUUUUACACAAUUGGUUUGGGUGCAAACCCAUGUUCAACUUGUCAAAAUGGUACACAACUCACAGCUUCAUUGAACAACAUAACCUUUGUGAUGCCAAAGAUUGGUCUUCUCCAGGCUCAUUAUUUCAAUAUCAAAGGAGUGUUCAGAACUGACUUCCCUGACCGGCCUCCUGUCCAAUUUAACUACACUGGUGUACAGCUUACCAAAAACCUGGGCACUUCAUUAGGAACAAGGCUCAGUAAGGUGGCUUUCAAUUCCACCAUUGAGCUGGUAUUACAGGGCACAAACCUCCUCACAGUAGAGUCACACCCAUUUCAUCUUCACGGUUUCAAUUUUUAUGUUGUUGGAAGUGGUGUUGGAAACUUUGAUCCCUCCGAAGACCCUGGUAAGUUUAACAUCGUCGAUCCUCCUGAGAGAAAUACAGUUGGAGUACCAACUGGUGGAUGGACAGCUAUUAGAUUCAGAGCUGAUAAUCCAGGUGUUUGGUUUAUGCAUUGUCACCUGGAGCUGCAUACUAUGUGGGGUUUAAAGAUGGCCUUUGUUGUUGAGAAUGGGAAGUCACCAGAAGAGUCUAUUAUACCACCACCAAAGGACCUUCCACCUUGCUAGAUAUUGGCCCAAGGCAAAUGACUGUUGAUUCUUUCUUGUUGGAAUAACAAUUCUGUGUUCCUACAUUUUUAUGUAUUUAUUUCAUUCUUGUUUUCUUGUAACAAGCUUCCCUGGAUCAGUUCCGGUCAAUUCUUUUGGGAGGCAAAUGUCCCAAGGUCAAAAUGCUUUAUUUUAGAUUGUUUCCCCCAUUUAUGUGAUACCAAGUUUCAUCAAUGAAGCUUCAUACUUGUCUUUUCAUUGUCUUGAUAGAAAAUGCAUGUGGGAUUGAAUAUUGAUUUGGUUAUUCUGAUUGUUGAAAAAUCUAUACAAAAAGAAACUUUGAAGAGGUAGUGAGUGCUUCCUAUCUGUUAAAUAGAAUCCUGUCAAUUUAUGGAAUGAUAUGAACUACACCAUAACUGUUCAUGCUUCAACAAACAGAAGCAAGCACAAAAAGAUAAACCUAAUGAUCAAUUAUUUUACAGAGUUGUCUGGAAAUGAAAUAUGGAAAAAUGAGGUCAAGGCAUAGGGAAAAGCAAAAAAUGAUCCAAAAGGACAAGACCUUGCCACGAAUAUUGCA